GUAUUAUUGUGGAAGGAGCGACGCGUUGACAGGGACACAGUUGAAAAAGGGGGGGGUAAAACAACUUGGAAACGCAACUCCUGCCCCGCAAACAUGUCGUGGAACUUAAAGGGCCGUGCCGCCAUCGCGGCCUUCGAUCCGCCCACGCGCUACCGCAUUCUCAACUCCCACACCAUGACGCGCUGCACAAACAAACCGCUUCUGUGGGUGCUGGAGGAACUGUGCAACUUGCGCUCUUUGGGCGGUUUGGCCGGCCCACUGCACGCCGCGGACCACUUUAUCUGCCUCGUGGCCCGUCUCCUGCAGAUUUGUCCUGCCCCUGCCAUCGUGCGCGUGAUGCUAGAGCAGGAGGUGCACAAGUACAUGCGCGCCGCCGCUCUCGUGCUUAUUCGUCUGAUUGGAAGUGCGAGCUUUCAGAAGGAGGCCCUGCGGAUUGGCUGGGACGACUACCGGAAGCUGUGCCUGUACGGUAGCGACCCCGCGCAGGAGUGGGCGGAGUCCACCACUACCGCUGAUGCCGAUACGGCCACGGGCCACGCCAACACGCUGUCAUCGUCACUGCUGCCGCUUCAGCAGAAGCGCCCUCGCACAGAGGCGGAAGGCGGCGCGGAGAACCGCGACAGCGCGCCGCAACCGCCGCGUUACUGGCUGGUGCGGCUCGACGAGUUCACGGACUACCUCUUUGGCACGGCUCCGCUGCCCGACGGGCUGGGUGCCGAGCCGGUCGCCGCCGAGUCCGGUGCGGGCCGUUCACGAACGCUGCCUGCGCACGUCUUUAUGGGCAUCCAGCUGCCGGCUCUGCUCUUGUAG
Messenger RNA from Leptomonas pyrrhocoris, 810 nucleotides. RefSeq lists its product as hypothetical. The transcript has a single exon. NCBI's taxonomy places the organism in Eukaryota, Euglenozoa, Kinetoplastea, Trypanosomatida, Trypanosomatidae. The coding region runs from base 94 to 810 and encodes 238 amino acids. The record is from RefSeq and is a predicted model, not a curated record.